This is a messenger RNA of Aspergillus costaricaensis CBS 115574, 880 nucleotides long. RefSeq names its product Rpp14/Pop5 family protein. The coding region runs from base 212 to 880 and encodes 222 amino acids. Gene Ontology annotation, cellular component: ribonuclease P complex. Lineage: Eukaryota; Fungi; Ascomycota; Eurotiomycetes; Eurotiales; Aspergillaceae. The transcript has 2 exons. Gene Ontology annotation, biological process: tRNA 5'-leader removal. The record is from RefSeq and is a predicted model, not a curated record.
AUCGACGUCAAACUUCCCAUUUAGACCACCGCCCAAUUGUCGAUAAUACCACACGCGCAUUCUACCAGGAGGUAGCGCCUAACAAUCAUCGCCCCAGAAAUCAUCCCGCAAACCAACUCCUACCAAAUACCACCUAUCAACCUACCAGCACUACAACACAACCACCUCGAACUUUCCUCCAUAUCUCCAAAUACCACCAAAAUACUAAACAAUGGUCCGCCUCAAACACCGCUACAUCCUCCUCGACAUCCUCUACCCCGACCCCUCAACAUGGCCCGCGGCCACCUCCCGCACCAAGAGCAACAACAACAAUAACAACAAUCCCCAAUCCAAAUCCAAAUCGCAAGCACAGCUACAAAUCCACUCGCCCACAUCCGACGCCCUAACACCCGGUCUCCUAGCAAAGAUGGUGCGAGAGGAAGUCUCCCUCAUGUUUGGCGAUUACGGUGUUGGUAGAUUAGGUGGUGCUGGCGCGGGGGGUAUUAGUGUGAAAUAUCUCUCCCCCGCUACUUCGACGGCGAUUAUUCGGUGUCCUCGCGCGUCGUUCAGGCUUGUCUGGACCGCGUUGACUUGCAUGUCGCAGGUCCCUGGGUUUAGUGACCCUGGGUCAUCGAAGAGGUCGAGUUCGACCAGGGCUUGUGUGUUUCGGGUUAUUAGGGUGUCGGGGACGAUGCGCAAGGCGGAGGAGGAGGCGAUUCGUAGGGCCAGGAGGGAGAUUGUGAGGUUGAGGGAGGCGGAGGAGAGUGGGGUUUUGGAGGGGUUGUUGGGUGGGUUGGUUGAUGUGGGUGGGGAGGUGAGUACGCCGGGUACUGGGGGGGAGGGGGAUGUGGAUUUGGGUGUGGAUGUGGAUGUGGUGAUGGAGAGUGAGGAUGAUGAUUGA